Molecule: messenger RNA, 1158 nt
Organism: Cooperia oncophora
Lineage: Eukaryota; Metazoa; Nematoda; Chromadorea; Rhabditida; Trichostrongylidae
Source: the annotation of a GenBank genome assembly
AUGAUACCAUAUUUUUCUACGCAUAUUCAAGGUAACCAUGUCAAUGGGACACAAGUAGUAAUAGGGUUCAUUGUUUCAGGAGAUAAAUCCAUCGCGGAGAAUUCGAUACAGGAGGAUCCGAAUCUGACGCCCUUCCAGAACUCAGCAAGAAGUCGCUUCGGUUACGGUAACCUUGGCGGGUUCAACGGGCCAGCGCCAUACCUACCGCAAACCCCCCAAACCACACAAACCACAACAGAGGCGACAACAACCACCACCGAAGCCACUACAACGACAACAGAAGCCGUCGGUUCUACGGAAGGCGAACCUGAAGCUGGAACAGACGAAUCUGGAGCCGGUUUCGGCCUUGGUCCCUCGGAGUUGCCUCCAGAGCUGGCUAAUGUCGGCUUUGGAAUCGGUGGUAAUGGCGUCAAUGUGUUCAAUGUGCCAGGACCCGAAGCACCUUCUCCGCCGCCUGAAUCUCCCGCGCCUAAACCGAAAAGGCCAAAGCAAAGGAAGCAACCUAAUCCUGAGAUCUUCAAGGAGGGUGAGCCGCUGGUUAUUCCACAAAAUUCGGGUCUUCGACCCGUCGCUCCUCCAAAAGAAUUCCUCGAUGGCGGCGGAUUCGGACCGCAAUCUGGAAAUCUGUUCACCGGUGAUUCAGCACUCGUUCCAUCCAGGGGUCCUACUGGAGAUGGUUAUGGCCCACCAAUAUUCCCCGGCGGAGCUAUUCCUCCUCCAGUGCCAGCCGUAGGCCUUGGUGGAGCUGCUGCUGGAAAAAGCCCCUAUGCUGCUAUGAUUGAACCAACUGAAAACCCUCCUACAACGGUGAAGCCAUCUGCUCUUCUGAGCAUGCUUAACAAGGCUGAUCAAGGACUCAACCAGGCGAUAACCCACUUUGAACAGAAGAGUCCUAUAGAAACAGCAGCUAUCGAUAUUUUGGAAGUGGCGCUGGGAUCUCAAAAAUUGGAUUCUCAAGCGAAGCUCUUGGGACAUGUCGACAGAACCAUUGGACUAGAUAACCUGCAACGAAUACAACGUUGGGCAAACACUGCUGGUGCAAUGGAUGUGUUCAAAGAAGAGAUGGUGAAGUUCAUCAAGCAUUUGGAUCCACCAGAGAACUUAUUUCCAACGUUACCACCUGAACUGGAAUACCUAUUCAAACCAUCAGGACGGUAG